Molecule: messenger RNA, 1502 nt
Organism: Dicrocoelium dendriticum
Lineage: Eukaryota; Metazoa; Platyhelminthes; Trematoda; Plagiorchiida; Dicrocoeliidae
Source: the annotation of a GenBank genome assembly
GUAAACCGCUCUAGUCUCACCGAUGUUUAUGAACUGGUCUUUAAUAAUGCCGGCCGUAUACCCAUUGGUUGUAACCUGCUUGCUGCGAGUUAGAACGGAUCGAUGAACGGACAGAUAGUUAGGCAUCUAUCCAAUUGAGAUUACCUAAAUCUAACGCCCAGGGAUCAGCUAGAUCGGUGAAUAAUAAGUGUUAUCAAGUGGCAGUCGCCUAACAUUCGUAGGAUACCAUGGCGGAAGGCGCAACCGAAGAGUCGAAUACGUCGCAGUUGGCCGAAAAAAAGGCAUCAGUGGAUGAACCGGAACAAACACAGGAAUCCGAUCCUCCGCUUUUCAAAUGCGUGGUUCUUGGGGCUUAUGGCGGUUCAAAGCAAGUGAAGGUGGAAAGGCGUGAAGUGAGGAAAUCAGCGAGGCAAGAGAUUGAAGUAACAGUCGAAGCAUGCGGGGUUAACUUUCUAGAUGUUAUGAUGCGCCAAGGAUUACUGGAUCAAGCGAUCAAACCUCCGUUCAUCAUGGGCUCGGAGUGCGCUGGAAUCGUGACAGCAGUCGGAGAAGGAGUCACAAACUACAAAAUUGGUGACAAAGUUGUGGUCCUCUCGGAUGCAGGAGCUUGGACAGAAAAGCUGAUUGUGCCAUCAGGGUCACCAGAGGAAACACAGACGGAUGAAUCAAAACCAGCCGUUGAACCUUCCCAAACGCUGACUCUCCCCUGGCCAGAUACCUUGUCAGCCUCGCAAGCAGCAGUACUGGGAUUCGCGUAUAUUCCUGCCUACUUACUUAUACAUCGCUUGGCAUCCAUCCGUCGGGGCGAUGUAGUGUUGGUUCAUUCAGCUGGCGGCGGUGUGGGCACUGCUAUUGGGCAACUUGCAAAGUGCACUUCUGAGGUUACUCUUAUUGGUAUCGCAUCCAAGGAGAAACAUGAAAAGCUGACCAGUUUGUACAACCAUCUUUUUACUCCGGAGCAAGAGUAUAUGUCGGAGAUUAAAAAGCUUUAUCCUCAAGGGAUUGAUGUCGUGCUGGACUGUCUGAGUGGGGAAGAGAUGAGCAAAUCGUACGGGAUUUUGAAGCCACUUGGAAGAUACAUAUUGUAUGGAAUGUCCAAUCUUGUGACGGGCGACCGGAAGAACUUUUUUAGUUUGGCUAAACAUUGGCUUCAAAGCGAUCGAAUCAAUCCUCUACGACUGUACGAUGAAAAUCACGUGAUCGGUGGCUUCUGCCUAAAAUCCAUGCUCUUUCCUCACACUUCUCCGGGGUCGGUUGUGCGCGCGACAGCUGAAGCAGCUACCAUUGUUCAGGAAGUUUGGUCCGAACUAUGCAAGCUGAUCGAUUCGAAGACGAUAGAUCCAUGGAUUGACAGUGAAUGGAGUUUCGACGAGACAAAGGAAGCCAUGAUGCGUUUACAGGAGAGAAAAAACAUUGGCAAGGUUGUUCUUCUUCCAAAGGCUUUGCCACGAAAGCCUGAGCAGGCCACAGUCAACCAGCAAACAGGCGAUUUAAACAAUUGA